Molecule: messenger RNA, 3628 nt
Organism: Nothoprocta perdicaria
Lineage: Eukaryota; Metazoa; Chordata; Aves; Tinamiformes; Tinamidae
Gene: INPP5K
Product: inositol polyphosphate-5-phosphatase K
Exons: 13
Coding region: 20-1432 (470 amino acids)
Biological process (GO): negative regulation of peptidyl-serine phosphorylation; negative regulation of insulin receptor signaling pathway; phosphatidylinositol dephosphorylation
Cellular component (GO): endoplasmic reticulum; cytoplasm; ruffle
Molecular function (GO): phosphatidylinositol-4,5-bisphosphate 5-phosphatase activity; phosphatidylinositol-3,4,5-trisphosphate 5-phosphatase activity; inositol bisphosphate phosphatase activity
Source: RefSeq, a predicted model, not a curated record
CCCCGGCCAGGCCGGCGGCAUGGAGGCGGCGCGCUACGGCGGCGCCGGGGAGCUGAGGCUGCACAUAGUUACCUGGAAUGUGGGCACAGCUUCUCCACCGCCGGAUGUCACUAGUUUACUUCAGCUCAAUUCACUGGGUCCAGCUAUGGAUAUGUAUGUUAUUGGCUUACAGGAAGUGAACUCAAAGAUCACAAAUUUUCUCUCUGACUUGGCAUUUGAUGAUCCUUGGAGCAUUUUUUUCAUGAAUGUGCUCUCACCAUUGGGCUACGUCAAGCUCUCCUCUGUUCGCAUGCAGGGAUUGCUCCUUCUGAUCUUUGUGAAGCACGUCCACCUGCCUUUCCUACGGGACAUUCAUACCCAAUACACACGCACAGGCCUCUAUGGAUACUGGGGGAACAAAGGAGGAGUUGCCAUUCGCAUGUCCCUCUAUGGCCAUACUGUUUGUUUCAUGAACUGCCAUUUGCCAGCUCACAUGGAGAACACGGAGCAGCGGUUGGAUGACUUUGAGAAAAUUCUGGAAAUGCAAUUUGAAGAAGAGAAUAUUCCCAGUACUCUGGAUCAUGACAUUCUCUUUUGGUUUGGAGAUCUAAACUUCCGAAUAGCAGAUUAUGGCAUUCAUUUUGUGCGAGAAUCGAUAAAUAACAGACGUUACAAUCUACUGUGGGAAAAGGACCAGUUAAAUAUGGCGAAGAAGAAGGAAGCAUUUCUUCAGGAUUUCAUAGAGGGUCCUCUGCAGUUUAAACCUACCUACAAGUUUGACCUUUAUUCAGAUGUAUAUGAUACAAGAGAACAGAAGUCCCUGUUUUGGUUUAAUGAGAAGAAAAGAAAGCCAGCUUGGACAGAUAGAGUUCUUUGGAGAGUGAAGAAUCUCUGCCAGCAUACAUCAAAAGAAACUGAAUUACCUGAAGAAGAACAGACAAUAUCUGUUACUUUGAAUAACUAUAUCAGUCACAUGAGUUAUGGCAUCAGUGAUCACAAACCUGUUACAGGAACUUUUGGGCUUGAGGUGAAGCCUCUUUUGUCAAUUCCUUCUGUCAUAUUGAAACCUGAGGGUGAAUGGAGUGCUGAACAUGAUGUUGUAAUCAGUUAUUCUGCAGUGCCUGAGUUCCCAAGCAGUACUUGGGACUGGAUUGGACUUUUCAAGGUGACGUUCAAGCAUGUAAAUGACUAUGUCACUUACGCUUGGGUAAAAGAUGAUGAGAUUUCUUCUAACAAUGACAGCAAACAAGUUUACAUGAAUGCUGAAGAAAUACCUAAUAUGGGAGGAGAAUUUGUGCUUUGUUAUUACAGCAAUAAUAUGCAGUCAAUAGUUGGUGUCAGCCAGCCUUUUCAGAUUCAGCCAAACAGAACAUUAAUAGGAAAGGAUCUGGCACAGGAAGAGUUCAGUUGGAUGCGAAAACCUGACAAUCUGGAAUCACAUAACGAAUUCUGAAGUCAGAAAAGGCUUUUUCUAGUCCUCAUUCAGGAGUCAGAGAUGACUGCCUUCUUUCUCUUAGUAAUUAUAGGCGUUUCUUCUUAGAAGAUGAAGUCAGGUAGUGCAAGGGUCCUACAGGUAGGGCUGUUUAGAAACUUUAUAAGCUCAUAGAAGAUAAUGUAUUGUGGAAACAGGUGUUUUUAUUGUUACAAUGAGAGUAACUCUGAUGUUCCACUGGAUGGGAACUGUAAAAAUAGCACCUAACAAGCAGACGUUUGUAAUUCAGUGACUCAGCUUACAAGUAAGUUGCAUUCCAUAACAGAUUUUGGACCUGCUCCUUUUUUUUUUUUUUCCAGAGAAUAUUUUAUUAGUGAUAUGCUUCAGAGUUGUAAUCACUUAAUUGCUGAUGUUUGAGUUUAACUGAAGUUAUUUUUAAAAGUAUUUAUUAGAUACAGUUAUCUAGCUUAUUUUAAUCUUUUAUUUGACUUUUAAAUGUAAGCUAAUUUGUAACCUUUUGAGAAACACAUGUGACAACAGGUCCCAUGAAAACAAAAUUUUUAGAGCAUGUAAGUUCUCCUUUGGUAAUAGAGUCCUUUUUCUUCUGCCUUACUUCUCACUUACAAUUCUUGCAGGAUUUUCCAUCUGUAAUUCUUCCAGAAUUGAUAUAUCAGUUCAGCAAUUGAUAUAUAGUGAUAUAUCAAUCAAAAUACGCUUUUUCUGAUUUUUUUGAUUCUUCUUUUAUAAAGUAAUUUAUAUAACAAUUUGUCUGUUCCCUUUCUCUCUUUGAUUGAAAGAUAAACACAUACUAGUUAAUGAUUUGGAGUUAAACUAAGAUCACACCUUUCAGAGAGAUAUGUCUCAUGUAAAGAAAUGAUUUAGUAUAGGUUAGCAGAGAAGUUCAAAAAGCAUUUGAGGAAGAACUGGGCGAUUAUGGCAAUAUCCUUGUUUUCCCCUGUCAUGUUGUAUUUAGAAACUUAAAGCCAUAUUUAAGUAUUUCUGUGAUGGCAUUUUGCCACAUAAAUAAUUGCUACACUUACUACAGAGACCACAUGAUUUAUAAAUAGAGAAUUUAAAUGGAACAAGCUCUUUCUUAUGGCAUAAUCCAUGCUACCAAAAACUAUAAGUCUCUUCAGUUUAUAGUAAUCAGUCCGCAAAAUUUCUUUUUUUUUCAGAGGUGCUUCUACUUAAAUGUAUCUUCUACAUUUGGGAGUGGAGAUAGAAUGAUAAAGAUCAAAUAACUUAAAAAAAAAAAAAAAAGUCAUUAGCUUUAGAAGUGGGUUUGUUUGAUGAGGAAGUAGAGAUACCUGAGAAGGAUUGGAAGUAACUCGGUAGCUCUGAAUGUUCCUUGGGAUCUGAGGCUGCAGUGCUGAGCAAGAGCACUGGUUAGUCUCCCAUGUUCUAGAUACAGCUUUCAACAGCCUAACAUGCGUGAUAAGUAGGUUUAGGAACUAAUCACUGCACUGUUGGUUUGAAAGGAAAAUAGAAAAUUCAGCUCAAAUGAAAGAGAGAAGCAGAGAACAUUGAUGUGUGUUUUGGAGUGUUGCCUGGGGACUGAAUGGAUUCCUUUUUGCUCAGGUUCUCAAAGUGUUGGUUGUUCUUAGGAUUUUUUGACAAGAAAGAGAAAUGAGCACUCUGUGAUACCUGUUUUAGAUAAAUUUCUGGGGUUUAAGAGUCUUUAACUCUGUUAGGGUUUGCACUCUCUACAGAUUGUUUACUUUUGUUGCAGUUUGAAGUUUAAGAGCACUUAGCCUGUAAAGUUUAGCUUUAUCUUAGCCUAAUGUUUGGUGUUGAGAAUGGUUUCUGAUUGUCCACAGUGAUGGCAGGUUUAGUUCAGUGCACUGAUUCAAUCUAGCUUGAUGCUGACACCUAGUAGUCUUAUUACACUUUGGAGCAAUAUUGAAAACCCUUUUCAUAUUUGUACCAAUCUUGCAAGACUUUCUUUUGUACUAAAGCUUUCAAAUACUUUACUUUCCACGGCAAUUACAUCUUGAGAUAAAUCCCUCCUAAACUUCAAAUAAUCUGCAGUUUUUGAGUUCUUGCUCCGCUUCUACUAUUACUUGUGUGAUUGUAUUACGUGUUCCAUGCAAGGAGAUUCCAGCGGAGGGCUCAAAGCUGAAAGAAUUGUGGUCUCUGAAUUCCAGACUGCAGCUGGUGACAUAACUAUGGACCAAGAUCCAGUUUCUUCUAAUCAGGGUGCAUCUGCCAUUCAGGAAC